AGUCGGGCGCAGCUGUCUGUGAGUUCUUUUUAAAAGCGGCCUGUGGAAAAGGGGGCAUGUGCCCAUUCCGACACAUCAGUGGGGAAAAGACAGUUGUCUGCAAACACUGGCUACGAGGACUGUGCAAAAAGGGAGACCAGUGCGAGUUUCUACACGAGUAUGACAUGACCAAGAUGCCUGAGUGUUACUUCUACUCCAAAUUUGGGGAAUGCAGUAACAAAGAAUGCCCAUUCUUGCACAUUGACCCGGAGUCUAAGAUCAAAGACUGUCCCUGGUAUGACAGAGGCUUCUGUAAACAUGGUCCCCUCUGCAGACACCGGCACACUCGAAGAGUCAUUUGUGUGAAUUAUCUAGUAGGAUUCUGUCCAGAGGGGCCUAGCUGUAAAUUCAUGCACCCUCGAUUUGAACUGCCAAUGGGAACCACAGAGCAACCACCACUGCCUCAACCGACACAAACGCAGCAAAAGAGGACACCCCAAGUCAUCGGAGUAAUGCAGUCUCAAAAUAACAAUGCUGGGAACAGAGGACCCCGGCCGUUGGAGCAGGUCACCUGCUACAAGUGUGGUGAAAAAGGUCAUUAUGCCAACAGAUGCACCAAAGGACAUCUGGCCUUUCUCAGUGGACAGUGAAAGAGCAGAACGAAGAGUGCAAGGGAGCUAUUAACACUGAGAAAAGGUUUCUGCCUAGCGCUAUGUCUUGAACUGUUAAUCAGGGGGGUUUUUUAAUGCCAUUACUGAAAGAACUGGUCAGAGGCUGGCUGCUGCUAAGCAACAUUUUUGUAACUGUCCAUAACUUUUUUGUUUUAUGUUUUAACCUUUUUAAAAUAGAUUUUGGCCUCUGCCUCUCUUCACUGGGCCCUGCUGAAAGGUUGAUCUAAAAGCCAAUAGAUAUGCAAACCCCUCACUGGUGCAGCACUCUACCUAAACACAUCUUCUGCCAGUGUUUCUUUAAAGUGUUUUCCUUCUGCCACUUCUCUUUGGGGAACCUAUGGAAGCAGGCAGAUUGACUGGGAAAACUAAUACUUGAAAUGCCUUCCCUUCAGUGAGGAAGCAGGGAUUUUGCUGUCCUGUAGCUCUUAAAAAGCAAAGCUGUGUUCCCAGGUCCAGCCUGUUGUAGUCGAUAAGCUUGUCCUGGUG
Molecule: messenger RNA, 1136 nt
Organism: Nestor notabilis (Kea)
Lineage: Eukaryota; Metazoa; Chordata; Aves; Psittaciformes; Psittacidae
Gene: CPSF4
Product: cleavage and polyadenylation specific factor 4, 30kDa
Exons: 7
Molecular function (GO): zinc ion binding; RNA binding
Source: RefSeq, a predicted model, not a curated record